AUAACUACAACUGAAUGAAUCUUGUUGGACUUUUCUUGUCUUAUAAUCGACUCAAGCCUUGAAGAAAGGUCUCAAUUGCGUGGGAAUCAUGGCUGCAUUGCGUGGCUCGCAUCUACAGAAGGCGUCAUCUCGGUCUAGACUGCCUUUUGCGUCUAUCGCCGGGAUGCAGACUACCGCAUAUCUUGCCUUCCAUUGCAUAUCGAGCCUGUUCUUAACUGUCGAAUCCAAAAGAAGACAUUAUCGCCGAGGUGCUACCUGCAACUAGUGGAGUGAUCUCGCUUCCUGUCCUUUGUUUUCACU
This is a messenger RNA of Aspergillus uvarum CBS 121591, 300 nucleotides long. RefSeq lists its product as uncharacterized. NCBI's taxonomy places the organism in Eukaryota, Fungi, Ascomycota, Eurotiomycetes, Eurotiales, Aspergillaceae. The transcript has a single exon. The coding region runs from base 89 to 265 and encodes 58 amino acids. The record is from RefSeq and is a predicted model, not a curated record.